Molecule: messenger RNA, 2060 nt
Organism: Osmerus eperlanus (European smelt)
Lineage: Eukaryota; Metazoa; Chordata; Actinopteri; Osmeriformes; Osmeridae
Gene: slc30a8
Product: solute carrier family 30 member 8
Exons: 9
Coding region: 328-1566 (412 amino acids)
Biological process (GO): response to zinc ion; insulin secretion; response to glucose
Cellular component (GO): plasma membrane
Molecular function (GO): zinc ion transmembrane transporter activity
Source: RefSeq, a predicted model, not a curated record
UGGGCUACUCCAUAACUUGUAUGUUUGCAAAUAUCAUGUGAGAGAAUCGAAACAAGGAUUAAGGAUCUUGCAGGCGCACACCUUCUUGAGGACACCGCUCUAAAUUGACAUGGUGAUGGGACUACACCAAAAAUAACACUUUGAGGCGCACACCUUCUUGAGGAAAGUGCUCUACGUUGAUAUGAUGAUCGGACGGAACAAAAAAUAACACUUUAAUAUACUAAUAUCUACUAAUAUACUAUAUCAAGAUAACAACUUUGUUGUUUUAGUUUUGUUGUAGUUGUUCAGAUAUUUUUUUAAUUUAGGUUUAGAAUUCCUUUGAGAAUCAUGUUCAGAAAAAAGGACCCAGAAAAAAGUCACCUGGUUACGGAGAAAAAAGGCAAUAUGUAUACCAUCACCAUGGGAAGUGUUUCAACAGAUGAAGGACUGGAGAAAAAUGGGGGGGACAUUAAGCAUUGCCAUGACAACAGUCUGGCUCAGGAGAGCAGAGAGCAAGAGAAGAAGCAGGCCCGAAAGAGACUCUAUGUGGUCUCAGUUAUCUGCCUGGUGUUCAUGAUAGGAGAGAUCCUAGGGGGUUAUUUUGCGGGCAGUUUGGCGGUGAUGACCGAUGCUGCCCACUUACUCGUGGACCUGAUCAGCUUCAUCAUCAGCCUCUUCUCCCUGUGGCUCUCCUCCAGACCUGCCACACACAGACUGAGCUUCGGCUGGCACCGCGCGGAGAUCUUGGGGGCUCUGCUGUCCGUCUUCACCAUCUGGCUGGUGACAGGUGUGCUGGUCUACCUGGCCAUAGAGCGCAUCGUCAACGACGAUUACGUCAUCGAGGGCACCAUCAUGCUCAUCACGUCCGGCUGUGCCGUGCUCGCCAACAUCAUAAUGGCGCUGACCUUACACCAGUCUGGCCACGGGCACAGUCACGGUGGUCUCAGCAGCUCGCACGGACACGGCCACAGCCACAGUUCCAAAGAAGACAAGGGCAAGGGCCACAGCCACGGCAACAGUAACCAUGCCCACGGGGACCAUGGCGACAGCGACGUUGAGCACCAGGGGACCAAACCGGAGCCGGGGGUGAAGGCCAGGGCCCAGGCUAACGCCAGUGUGCGUUCUGCCUUUGUGCACGUGCUGGGAGACCUGCUGCAGAGCAUCAGCGUGCUUGUCAGUGCUGUCAUCAUCUUCUUUAAGCCGGAGUAUAAGAUAGCUGAUCCCAUCUGUACGUUCCUCUUCUCCUUGUUUGUUCUGGCCACCACCAUCACCAUCCUGAGAGACAUCCUGGUAGUGUUGAUGGAAGGUAUCCCUGGGGGGGUGAAGUACAGUGAGGUAAAGGACCGUCUCCUGGCAAUAAAGGGGGUCAAGACUGUCCACAACCUCCACAUCUGGGCCUUGACCAUGAACCAGGUGGUCUUGUCAGCUCAUGUGGCCAUAGAUGACUCAGUGGAUUCCCAACCAGUUCUCAGGGAGAUGACCCAAGCCUGCUUCUCCACCUACAACUUCCACUCAGUCACCAUUCAGAUGGAGCAACAGGCUGACCAGAAGCCUGGGUGUACCUUGUGUGUGGAGCCCACAAUGUAGGCUUCGACCUGGGAAGCCUUCUGAGCCAGAGCCCAUAGGAACAGCCAGACAUCAGGAGGAGCCUGAUGAAACCACAAGAACUGGUUUAUCUUGUCCAGGAUGGAUAUGUUGUCUCAAGUGGGGUGUCGUUCUAUUGUCAUAUGACAGUACCUCAGUGCCUCUGUUCAAACUUUCCCAAAGAAGUAAGGAUUAAAAGAUUAGGGGAUUGUGCCUUUAGUAAGUGUACAAUCACGGAUGAACAAACAGUUUCCUAUCAGUUUAUUUAAGUAGUUGUUUUGAAAAACAUAUAUUCUUUUACAAGAACAUUUACUAUUGCUUAUGCUUAUGUAAACAUUCUAAUACAUAGAUUUGAUUGUCAUUCUGAAUGUCCCUGAUGGCUAUUUUGGCAGAUUUUUAAAUGGCAGAUACAUUUGAUUCAUUAUAAUCUGUACUUUGAAGUGUUGCACCUUUAGCAGUACUGUGUCCUUUAAAACAUGUGAAAUUAAUAAAAUGUA